AUGAGUCUGGAGGAACUGGUGCUGACGGGCGUCUACGUGGCAGGCGCCGUGUGUAUCGUCCUGCUCACUUUGAGCAUCAGUUGGCUCGUAGUGUGGAAGUGUGUGCUGUCCAAGAUGCCCUUCGUCCAGGAGCUCUUCGACCUGACGCCCGAGAACCCGUCGGCUGUCGACGUCGUCAAGUCCAUCUCGUUCCAAGACCGGUAUCAAACUUACAAACGGAAGCGGCAUGCAGCGCGAAUUCGCUAG
Messenger RNA from Hyaloperonospora brassicae, 246 nucleotides. The record is from the annotation of a GenBank genome assembly. Lineage: Eukaryota; Oomycota; Peronosporomycetes; Peronosporales; Peronosporaceae.